AUGAGUAUACUCCUGGCAGCUCAUGUAUAUAUCAUGGAGGUAGAAAAGACUAACCAUGAUAUUGCACCUCAUGAGGACAAUGACGAUAACGUUCAUGACAGUACACUAUCAAGUAAUUCAACUCAAGAGUCGACGUCGUUACUAAUAUUGAUGGAAGAAGGACAGAUUUUUCAAAAUGCAAGUAAGCUGAGGAAAGCAUUGUUUGAAUAUGGUAUUGCUCAUAAGUUUACAUACAAGUUCUUAAAGAACAGUCCGGAUAAAAUAAUUUGUGUUUGCAAGGUUGAAGGUUGUCCGUGGAAAUUGUCGGCUUAUGCUAUGGAAAAAAAUACUUCGUUCCUCAUGGUGACACAUUUUAUCAAGAAUCAUAAGCACUCAGCUCAAGAUGUAUUGGAGAGUACUCACUCUUUCAGAUCUAAUUUGGUGUCUUCAAUUAUUGUCGACAAGUUGAGAUUAACUCCUGACAAGUUGCCUAAUGACAUACGAAAUGAUAUUUUCAAGGAAUACGGAUUUUCACUAACAUAUUACCAAGCUUGGGCUGCAAAGGAGAAAGUAUUAGCUGAAAUUAAUGGCGUACCUAAAGAUUCAUAUAUGCUAAUUCCUUGGAUAUGUAAUCGUUUAGUGAAAACUGAUCCACAAACAGUUGCAAAAUGGAUAUGCUCUCCUAGUUAUCAAUUUGAAAAGCUUUUUGUUGCAUAUGGGUGUUGUGUGACAGGUUUUCUUCGUGGAGCAAGGCCUAUAUUAUUUAUUGAUGGUUGCCACUUAAGUGGUCCAUACAAGGGAACUCUUCUAGCUGCCUUUACAUGCGAUGCAAAUAAUGAUUUAUUUCCGAUUGCGUAUGCAAUUGUUAGUGCUGAAAAUAAUGAGAAUUGGCUUUGGUUCCUAUCUAAUUUGAAAGAACUAACUGGGUCAAUUCCAGUUACGUUAAUAUCUAAUAGGCAUCCAUCAAUUAUUGCAGUUGUGGAGCAAGUAUAUGAUAGGGAUAGACAUGCUUAUUGUUAUCGACAUGUGAAAGAAAAUUUUUGUGCAGAAACUAAAAAGUUACAGAGGGGAAUACGCAGUGAAGUAAAAGAAGAUGCAAAAAAAUUACUAGACGCAGUUUGUUAUACCCAUUUUAGCACAGAAUUUAUAGAAGCUGUGGAACAACUUCGUGCAUUUUCACCAGAACUUGCAAAUUGGUUAGAGACUAAAGGAGAUAUUAACAAAUGGACAAAGUCUCAAUUCCCUCAUCGACGAUGGGAUCUCAUAACUACCAAUGUAGUUGAAUCAUUUAAUUCAUGGAUAAGAAAAGAGAGGACUCAUAGUAUUUGUGCUUUAAUAACAGAGCAUAGAGACAAACUUGCAAAUCUGUUAUAUACUGCAAAGUUAGAGAUGAUUAAAUGGAAGAAUGAAGUUGGGCCAAAGAUUGAUAAAAUAUUGAUGGAGCAUGUAGUUAGAAGUGAGUUUCUUAAAGCAGUGAGAUAUGGAGAUCAUAAUGUUAUGGUUAGAGGGUCAAAUGUUGAUGUAUGUGUGAAUCUACUAUGCAAAGAAUGUACAUGUCUUGAAUGGCAAAUGACUGGAAUUCUAUGUCCACAUGCUUGUGCUGCAAUUAAAUUAUUACAUGGCAACAUCUACACCUAUGUAGAGGAGUGCUAUCUGAAAAGUUCACAAGAAAAGAUUUAUGCGAGCAGUAUGAUCCCAAUUGAAACUCAUGACAUGCCUGAUGUCAACAACCUGACCCUAACAGACUGGGAGAAUAAUAUUUUUCUUAUGCCACCUACAACAACUCGUCCUCCGGGAAGACCAUGCAAGAAGCGCCGAGAGUCAUAA
This is a messenger RNA of Arachis ipaensis, 1806 nucleotides long. NCBI's taxonomy places the organism in Eukaryota, Viridiplantae, Streptophyta, Magnoliopsida, Fabales, Fabaceae. The record is from RefSeq and is a predicted model, not a curated record.